This is a messenger RNA of Carcharodon carcharias (great white shark), 4635 nucleotides long. It is a transcript of the gene jade2, whose product is annotated as jade family PHD finger 2. Bases 687 to 3401 code for a protein of 904 amino acids. The record is from RefSeq and is a predicted model, not a curated record. NCBI's taxonomy places the organism in Eukaryota, Metazoa, Chordata, Chondrichthyes, Lamniformes, Lamnidae. Gene Ontology annotation, biological process: regulation of transcription by RNA polymerase II. The transcript has 14 exons. Gene Ontology annotation, cellular component: histone acetyltransferase complex.
GCCAAAAGAUUUUGAAGUAUGAGCUAUUUCGUUGCUAGGUCUUGUAGUGUACGCCCGUGCCAAAAAAGAGGGAAAAAAAUCGCCUUGUUUUCCGGAGGUAAAUCUCCCAAAGUGAGUCUGCCUCCCGCGAUCCGAUCUUUUUUUAAAAAAAAAAAUUCCACAUCCAAAUUAUCGGGAAGGGAUCGUACUGCACACAAAAAAAACAAGGAGGGAAGAUUUAAAAAAAAUAAGUAGCAAAAAAAAAGCCACAAGAUGCAGUUUGCAAAAAAAAAACCCACACCGGAUCGGGGCGAGAGGAUCAGAAACGCAACAGGACUGCAUUAAAGUGAUCUGAAAGGUUCCUGAGUGCAAGCUGCGCUGCUGACUCUAGGGGGAGUGGCUCUUGUUUAUCCCGAAUUCGCUGCGCUCAGGUUCACCGGGGGAGGCGUGGCUCCUCAAUAUCACCCCCUUCCAGCAACAGCAACAGCAACACCCACCGAGAAAAGAGGAGGGAGGGGGGUGGGGGAGAAAGGCAAAAAAAAAGUUGCCGAAUUCUACACGCAGAUGCCUUAACACUCAUGGAAGCAUCUGGUUGAUUGAAAAUGCAGUUAAUAUCCGCAAUACAAGAUGUAGCUACUGGGCAAAUAAUCUGGGAAAACAAACAAAUUCUUUGAAAAGACCAGAAGAUUGUAUCACAAGAUCUCCGGAUGGAUAAUGAAAUAAUGAAACGGAGGAAGUUCUCCACCAGCAGUGAGGACUCAGACACCACUGACAGUCACAUAACAUUAUGGUGUCGAAGUUCUAAGACAACAAAUACAAAGCACCCUUGGACAAGACAGGAAGAGAAGAAACCUUCAGAGGUUUUUCGAACAGAUCUGAUCACUGCCAUGAAGCUUCCUGAGUCAUAUCAGCUAAAUGCGGACGAGUACUAUAUACUAGCUGACCCAUGGCGACAGGAAUGGGAAAAGGGCGUUCAGGUGCCAGCUAAUACUGAGUCAAUCCCCGAACCAGUGGUGAGGGUUUUACCAGAAUUUGAGAAAACAGUUUUGGCUCCAAGAGAACAAGUGUUGGAGACUCUAACUGGCUGUGAGUCUUCCGAGUCUGGCUACAUGGACAUGAAGUUGCCUCCCAGGAGCACAUGUCGCUAUGACCUUGACGAGGUUGAUGUCUACUGGUUAGAACUGGUGAAUGCAGAAUUUCAAGGAGCAGGAAUGCUUGAAGUUGAUGAGCUGAUGAUGGAAAGGAUCAUUGAGGAGCUAGAAAGUCAAUGCCAGGAGAACAUGAACCUGGCAAUUGAGACGGAAGAGGGUCUCGGGAUUGAAUAUGACGAGGAUGUGGUGUGUGAUGUGUGUCGUUCCCCAGAGGGAGAGGAUGGUAAUGAGAUGGUUUUCUGUGACAAAUGCAACAUCUGUGUUCACCAGGCUUGUUACGGGAUCCUGAAGGUGCCACUUGGCAGCUGGUUGUGUCGGACAUGUGCGUUGGGUGUUCAGCCAAAAUGUUUGCUGUGUCCCAAGAGAGGAGGUGCACUGAAGCCAACACGCAGUGGCACGAAGUGGGUCCAUGUUAGCUGUGCCUUAUGGAUACCUGAAGUAAGUAUAGGUUGCCCUGAGAAGAUGGAACCCAUUACAAAGGUGUCACACAUUCCCGCUAGCAGAUGGGCUUUGGCUUGUAGCCUUUGCAGUGAACGGACUGGGACAUGUAUUCAGUGCUCAAUGGCUUCCUGUAUAACAGCAUUCCAUGUGACAUGUGCGUUUGACCACAACUUGGAAAUGAGGACUAUUCUUGCAGAGAAUGAUGAAGUUAAGUUUAAGUCCUACUGCUUGGACCACAGCAGCACUACUACCAAUUCCUGCACCAAACGGGAUGAGGCCAUGAGCAAACUGAAUGAGGCACGGCAGUUCGCCACAACCACUGAUGGGAUGGUAGAGGUGAAUCAGAGUGAGUCUGACCUGGAGAAGGCGAGUCUAAGGAAGCAGAAGCUGCAACAACUUGAGGAGGAGUUCUAUGAACUAGUAAAGCCCUCAGAUGUGGCCCAGCAGCUGCACAUGUCUGAUGUCUUGGUGGAUUUUUUCUACCAGUACUGGAGACUCAAGAGAAAGUCGAAUUUCAAUAAGCCACUUCUCGCUCCAAAAACGGAUGAAGUGGACAAUCUUGCCCAGCAGGAGCAGGAUAUCUUAUAUCGACGACUGCGACUCUUCACGCAUCUUCGACAGGAUUUGGAGAGGGUUAGAAAUCUCUGCUACAUGGUGACACGGAGAGAGAAAAUGAAACAAUCAGUCUGUAGGCUCCAAGAGCAAAUAUUCCACCAUCAAACCAAAUUGAUAGAAGAGAAUCUGCAUCGAGGAUAUUCUGGAAAAAAAACAAAAGGAAAACCGAGUGAUCCGAAGGAGCGUGGGAAGAACAGACCUAAGGUCGGUCUCGAGAAGAAAGGCAAGUUAAAGAGUGAAACGCGGUCCUUAUUGAAGCAACUUGGUUUGUCAUCCUCCAUUUCUUUGGAUGGGGAGCUUUUACAGAAUUGGCUGGCCCAGACAGUUCAAGUUAAGACAGAAAAUCUCCUGAGUCAUUGGUCUUUACACAGUGGUGCAGGAAAUGAAGAGACUACAAGCUUCCUGUCAGAUAAACUUCUGCAUGACGAGCAGUCAUUACUUAGCAUUGGUUCAGUGAACCGUGCCGGAGAUCCUCAGUCAGAACCACCCUAUGCACUGGAAAAAAAAUCCAGGCACAAAGCAGGGGAAGACAGUAAGCCUAAGUCCCUGAGAGAUUGCACAGGCAUUAUUCACACCAAGAAUCAACAUAAGAAACAGCUGGACUCUCCACUAGAUGGCACAUCCUGGUCUGAUAACUCCAGUGAACUUUCCACCCAAGGCAGUUACACAAAUGGGUCUAAAGGACAAGGGUCAAAGGCCAAUGGAAGUCACAAAAGGGCCAACGAUGUGCGAAAGACCAGCAAAAAGCAGGCCUCACAUCAUUCCAGUUCCAAGGCAGCUCUCCCGAGUACAUCACCGAUAAGGAGUAUCGGUCAAAUUGGUGAAAUGUUGGACUAUUUUGAACCUGCUUCACCUAAACCCAGUUCUUCAGUUAAAGUGCCUAAUGCAUCCACAAACCCUAAAUCUUGGGUAACUUUCAAGAUUCCAAAACCAAGAGAAAGCAGCAGAAAGUCACAAGUGCAGAAGCAGGAUCUGGGAAACAAAUAUCAGCAGCUGAACCCAGACAGAGAAAAAAAGCCCAAAGACACAUCAAAGGUGAAGCAACUCUUCGAUAAUGAGACUGAUGGCUAUUUUUCUGAUGCUGAAAUGAGUGACUCGGACACUGAAUCUAUGGCUAAUAGGUCACAAAGGCUUCAGCGCUUGAAUUCAGAAAGCGUGGUUGUACACCGAAAAUGUGGUGGAGAGGUUGUCAGAAGGAGCAUUCUGGCUUCCUGAGUAUCCUAACUAAUUGGAUAAAGAAUAGUCAGGUGGCUCAAAAUCCCCAGUUGCUACUCUCGCACUCAUUUCUGCUGGUAAUCUGAUCUACGAAAUGCUUACUCUGCAAGUUCCAAACUUAAUGGUUAAAGUUUCAGUGUCACUGCCUCUCUUUAUUCUACCCUACAGCUGCCAGCCUAACAAGAUUAUCAUGUAGUGAACUUUUAAAAUUCUAGUCAGUAACAGCCCUUUGAAAUAGGUGACUCAACUUGUAAUAAACCAGCAUGCAGUCAAAGUAACUAUGGUAUAUAGUGUGUAGUUUAUGCCCUGGCGAUCUGCAAAGAAAUCAUUUCAUGUUAUAUCGUGCCAGUUAUUUGAUGCCUUAUACUUUCAGGCAUUACAUCACUGUCAUCUUUACUCCCCUCCUGUAUUGUGCUUCUUCUACCCAAUUCCUGCAUGACAGUAGGAAAAGUCCGAAAAGUAAACCUUAAUUUAAAAACAGACAAAACUGUACACUAUAUACUAUAAAACUAAAUGGUUGACAGUAAGUUUAAGGCAGUGAUUCAGUCUUUGAAAGAGUUAUGCUACCGUUCAUAAACCCAUCAAGCUUUAGUGUCGAGAUUUGUGGCAUUAUCCAGAGCCCUCGAUUGAAUUGCUGCCUCAUAACUCACCAACACCGGUCUGUUAUCCUAUAUAUGGUGUAGAAACAUUUGCCGAGUUUAGUUUCUGGUUUUGCACUGUCAUAAAGAACUAAGGGGCUAAACGGUCACCCUGUUUACUAUUUUGAGGGAUGUUCUUUGCUCUAUCCAGCUUGGCAAUCUGUCUGCAUCAUAUUGACAUGUUGGCAGUCUGGUGGGAGACAUCAUGCCCCUGCGAUUAAGGUUUUGGAUGAGAAAGAAAAGCUACUAUUCAUUGAUGGUUAAGACAACGUGCAAGGAGAAAAAUAAAAAUUGUUAGAAUUUUGUGGCAUUCAUCUUCUACUAAAAAUAAAGCACAAAAUGCACUUUUUGGAAGUCUGUCACAGUGAAGAAAGUGCUGACUUCAUAGGCCGUAUAAGAGUUGCAAAGCAAAAGGGUUUUUUUUAUAUUUUUUAGAAAUUUUAGGAAGUAGCCAGAUGCUGAAAAGGAAAUUACAACAGUAUCAGACGUAAUGUGUACUGGAGUCUCGUACCCAGUAACACAGUUUAUUAUAUAAUGUUCUAGGUGUGUUAUACACAGUUACACACUGUAUUGUAAUAAAGGAGUGUAACACCCUA